Molecule: messenger RNA, 3603 nt
Organism: Penicillium riverlandense
Lineage: Eukaryota; Fungi; Ascomycota; Eurotiomycetes; Eurotiales; Aspergillaceae
Gene: pld2
Product: putative phospholipase D (PLD)
Exons: 5
Coding region: 1-3603 (1200 amino acids)
Biological process (GO): cell motility
Molecular function (GO): catalytic activity
Source: RefSeq, a predicted model, not a curated record
AUGUCCCAGCAGGAUGACCUGGCCUAUGGCCAGUACUACCAGGGGUCUGACCGUGGUGCUACGGACUCUGCGAAAGGUCUCGUGGGCGACACCUUCAAUAUGCUCCGUCACGCCUACAAGUCUCACCAGGGCUCGGCGCAGCCGGGCCAACAAACAUACAACCAGGGUGGCCCCCAGACUGGCUACCCACCCCAGAAUCAAUCUGGCCCGUACGGAUACAGUCACGAUAACACCAAUCCCAAUGCUACCUACCAACAACAAUACCCGCAGCCCGAAUACCAGAACAAACCACCCAAGGAUGAUCGCAUUGGCGGGCUUUUGGGCAAGCUCCAGGGCACUGUGGCCGGCCUAGGAUCGGAGUUUGCCACGAAGAUUGGCACCACCAUCGACCCGCAAGCGUAUGCUCAAUAUGGGCCCGGCAAUCCUGGCAGCAACGAGCAUCGGUUCGGCAGCUUUGCGCCUCACCGUGAGCACAACGAUGUCAAGUGGUAUGUGGAUGGGUGCAGUUAUUUCUGGGCAGUGUCCCGGGCGCUGGAGAAUGCGCGCGAGUCGAUCUGGAUCUUGGACUACCGGAUGUUGCAGGCUGCGGCACAGCGUGGUGUGCGGGUCAAUAUCAUUGUCUACAAGGAGGUGACCCAGGCGCUGACUUUAUCCUCCUCUCAUACCAAGCACCACCUGGAGAACAUGCACCCCAAUAUUGCUGUCUUCCGCCACCCGGACCACCUGCCGGACCGGCAGGAACUGGCGUCAUCGAUCACAUCCAGCUUCCAAAACAUGUCGCUGAAUACAGCAAGUCUGGGCAAGAUGUCCAAGGACACCAUCAAGAAGCUGUACGGGAUGAACGACGAUGUGAUCCUGUACUGGGCGCAUCACGAGAAGCUGUGUCUGAUUGACGGUCAGAUCGCCUUUAUGGGCGGCCUGGACCUCUGUUUCGGGCGCUGGGACACGCACCAACACGCCAUUGCCGAUGCGCAUCCCGCUGACCUGAACGAGAUUGUAUUCCCCGGCCAAGAUUACAACAAUUCCCGGGUCCUUGACUUCCAGAAUGUCAACCAGUGGGAGCAGAAUGCGCUGGAUCGUAAGAACAUGUCCAGAAUGGGAUGGUCUGAUAUCUCCAUAAGUCUGCAUGGCUCCGUCGUUCAGGAUUUGCGUCUCCAUUUUGUGGAGCGCUGGAACUUCAUCUUCGAUGCCAAGUACAAAGUUCGCACUGACUCGAGGUACACCCGGCUCGCUUUGUCCGGGCAGCCUACCUCCUCAACCGGUCCCCAGCAGCCGGGCAUGCAGCAGCCCAACCCAUAUCCCUCGGGACAAGCGAGUCAUCAGAACCAGCAGCACCAGGCGAAUCAGCCAUCCUGGCAGUCUAAUCCAUCCGGCGGUGCACCAGCGUAUCCUCCUCCCCCGGGUCAGGUUUCUUCGAGCCCACAGCCGCAGUCGCAGCAGCAGCCUGCUCAGCCCUCCUACCAGUCUUACCAUCCAGGCGGUGCUUCAGCGUAUCCUCCCUCCCCCGGUCAGACUUCUUCGAGCCCGCAACCACAGCAGCAACACCAACCAUCUGCCACUUCCUAUCAGCCAUACCACCCUGGAAGUGGCCCAAGCUAUUCUCCACAUCCAGGUCAGGAACAGCAACACCAGCAAUCUGCUCCAUCGUACCAGCCAGGCGGUACCCAGAGCCAGACCUAUCCACCACCUCCAAGUCAGGAUCCACCAGCUUAUGAACUUGCGGCAAGCCAUCAUCCAAGCCAGGGAUCGCCUCAGUAUAACUAUACUGGGGGUUCUUUCCCGCCCCCUCCACCAGGGCCUCCUCCAAAUCAGUCAUCCGCGCAUCCCUCCUACCAGAGCCAGCCACAAGGACAGACUCCGUAUUUCGCACCGCCUCCAGGUCAGGAAUCUGCAGGCUAUCAAGGCCAGACACCAUCCCAGUCAUCCUAUUACCCACCCCCGCCAACUCAAGAGUCAUCUCACUCGAACACUCGGGGAAUCGAUGAUUAUCCCUAUGAAGGAGAGCGGGGAUCGCUUGGACCGAGUGGUUUGCGAGGGAACCUAUCCUCAUAUGGCAACUCCCUGCGUGCCAAUCUAGCUGGUCAAAUCCACCAGUACCAAGACCGUUUGAUCCCCUACGGCCAACCCUCGUCGCAUGCACGAGGCAACAUGUCCUGCCAAGUUGUGCGCAGCUGUUCGAAAUGGAGCAAUGGCAGCCCUCUCGAACAUUCGAUUCAAGAUGCCUAUGUAGCCUUGAUUCGUAACAGUCAGCAUUUUGUGUACAUCGAGAACCAGUUCUUUAUCACGGCGACUGGUGAUUCUCAACAGCCGGUGAAGAACAAGAUCGGCGCUGCGAUCGUGGAGCGCAUUCUGCGGGCCGCUCGCGCUGGUGAGAAAUACAAGAUAAUUGUUGUCAUUCCUUCAGUUCCUUGCUUCGCGGGUGACUUGCACGAUGACGAGACUCUGGGCACUCGUGCUAUCAUGGAGUUCCAGUACAACUCGAUCAACCGUGGCGGACAUAGCAUCAUGGAACUAAUUGCCAAGGAGGGCUUCAACCCCAUGGACUAUAUCCGAUUCUACAAUCUGCGCAAUUACGACCGCAUAAACACCGGCGGCGUUAUGGCUGCAGCUGAGCACCAGAGCGGUGUCAACUAUGAUGAUGCUCGCAGACAGUAUGACCUGAAGACUGCUGGUCCUGGAGGUUAUGCUCCGGCUCCCCAAGAUGCUUCGCGAAGUGCUUUCGAUACCACCGCCCCAUUCCAGCAGUAUCAGCAGGCUGCACAGCAGCAGUCUCACGGCAAGUCCAGCACCCUCUGGGAUAGUGUCAGUUCGUGCUACAUGUUGGGCGGAGAGGACAUUCGCAAUGUGCCUUGGGACGGCCACCCAGAUGCCGAGAUUGACGCGUUUGUCAGUGAAGAACUAUACGUUCAUUCCAAGGUGAUGAUCGCCGACGACCGCGUAGUGAUCUGUGGCUCCGCCAAUCUAAACGACCGCUCGCAGCUCGGCGACCACGACUCCGAAAUCGCCGUGGUGAUCGAGGACUACACACCAGUCCAGUCAAGAAUGAACGGCAAGCCAUGGACAGCCAGCCGGUUCGCGUCAUCUCUGCGCCGCGAGCUCUUCCGCAAACAUCUCGGCCUCCUCCCACCCCAAGACUACCAGGUGCCAAACGAAAACUCCGAGCCCGUGGGGAUCCCCAACCGAUUCGACUUCGAUUGCCCAGAAAGCAAAGUCGUCGAGGACCCGCUCGCCGACACACUGGACAGCAUGUGGAACACGCGCGCACACACCAACACCGAAGUCUUCCGCAAGGUCUUCCACGCCGUGCCGGACGACAAUGUCCGCAACUGGGCCACGUACAAGGAGUUCUACGAGUACUACUUCCACAAGGCGGAUAUGCAGGCCGAGGGCAAGGAUGAUCUGGGCCGUCCGGCGAGGUACCAGUGGGGCCAUGUUGUGCGCGAGGACUUUGCGCCCGGUGCUGAGGGUGCGAGACAGGUGAAGGAAUUGUUGGCGCAGGUCAAGGGGACGUUGGUGGAGAUGCCGCUUAUGUUUUUGUGCGAUGAGGAUGUUGCCAAGGAAGGCCUUACGCUAAAUGAUUUGACGGAGCCACUUUAUACUUAG